This is a messenger RNA of Lactuca saligna, 327 nucleotides long. NCBI's taxonomy places the organism in Eukaryota, Viridiplantae, Streptophyta, Magnoliopsida, Asterales, Asteraceae. The record is from the annotation of a GenBank genome assembly.
AUGGCCAGAAUUAACUACGUUUUCUCCAUCUCUCUCCUCCUUCUCACCUCAUUAAUCUUCAAUAUAGUUGCUCGACCAAUCAAUAUUGGUAGGCCUAUAGAUUACGCUGAGGAUGACAUGGACAUAUCUAGUCUUGCAUCUAUUAAAAUAGGUGGAGGUCCAAGUGAAGGAGGAAUUAAGGGACAUGAGUACCCGAAUGCUGGUUAUUUUGGGAAUAUCAAGAACUCGGGACCUAAUCCUGGAGGGAAGGGACACGACUUCAUCAAUGAUAAGAUUCUUGGAGAGAUCAAAAACUCCGGUCCAAGUCCAGGUGGAAAGGGACAUUGA